AUGACAUAUGCUCAGGUGUUGCAACAUUUGCUCAAGAUUGAGAAGAUUACUUUUAGAGAUGCUCCGCAUGCUCCGGAUACGCGAUCUCCGAAUUACAAUGCAAAUGCACGGUGUGCUUUUCAUUCAGGCGCUCCUGGCCAUGAUACAGAGAGGUGUAUUGCGUUGAAGAACAAAGUCCAAGACUUGUUGGACCAAAAGAUUAUUCAAUUCACUCCUACGCCCAAUAUUGCCAAUAAUCGGAUGCCUACUCACGGAGGUUCGGGUGUGAAUUCCAUUGAGAGUGAAGAGAUAAGUGUUGUAUCCAAAGUGGGCUGUUCGACUUUUCCUCUUGUAUCUGUGAAGCAACAUCUGGUCAAUAGCGGCAUCUUCCCGGGCUGUGGUGUGGAUUGUAAGAAUUGCAAGAGUCAGCCCGAAGGUUGUGCUGAUUUGAAAAGUAUGGUACAAAAGCUGAUCGACGAGGGUCCUCUUCAAUUUUAUCGAAGGUUGAGAGGCGCGGAGAGUGAGGAUGGUGAAGUGGCUGUGAUCUCAAUUCCUUAUGAGCCAGUUGCUCCAGUAUGUAUCCAAGUGCCUAUUCAGAUACCUGUAAGUAUCCCAUAUGAGGAACAACCAGCGGCGUUAAUGAUUGUCGUUCCAGGGCCAAUUCCAUAUGAGAGUGAGAAGGCCUUCCCUUGGCAUUAUGGUUCAGACGUGUAUUACUAUGGCACGAAGGAAGAGGGUGAGCCGUCUAAAGAGAAACUUGUGGAAGACGCAGUUGCAAACACUGAUAAUUUCGCUGGUACCGGUAGAAUCACUCGCAGUGGCAGGGUGUUCUCCCCUCAGCCAAUACAAAACAAUGCAGAUGCUUUGGCUAAGGCCAAAGGCAAACAAGUGAUGAAUGAUGUCCAGAAUUCUCCGAUUCAGAAUGGGACACCUGAUAGUGUUGUGCCUUCCAAGGAUGUGGAAGAGUUGUUGAGAAUUAUCAGGAAGUCUGAUUACAAAUUAGAGGCGGUGGCCAAUAAUAUUUCCGCUGGAAACGGUUUGGGAUUUACUGAUCGUGAUCUUCCUCCAGAAGGGAGAAACCAUAACAAGGCGUUGCAUAUUUCGAUGGAGUGUAAGGGGACGACUUUGUCCCGUGUUUUGGUUGAUACUGGUUCUUCCUUGAACGUGCUUCCCAAAUCGGCCCUCAUGAGAAUUGACUAUGCUGGUGUUGAGUUGAGGCCUAGUGAGUUGGUGGUACGUGCCUUUGACGGUUCAAGGAGGUCUGUGUUUGGAGAGGUAGAUCUACCAGUCCAAAAGUUGAAGUAUCCGGUUGAUGGUAAAAUGGUGACGGUUUGUGGUGAGGAGGAUUACAUCGUGAGUCACUUCUCUUCUUUCCGGUAUGUGGAGAUCGAAGGUGAAAUACAUGAGACGCCAUUCCAAGCGUUUGAAGCUGUAAAUGUUGUGAGAACUCCUCCUUAUGAGAUAACGAAGCUAGAAACGGUUAUGUCUUCCCUGAAAGACGCACAGAUUGCAUCGCCAAAGCCUAAUAUCCUUAGCCCGGUCAAGAUUGUGAGUGGUGGUGUCAUUCAAGAUGGUCAGGUUAAUUCCAUUGUCAAUGGUGAAGAGGUGGAUAGUGACUGUGAUUUUGAUAGAUGGAUUCUUCCAAGUGCUCUUGGAGAGAAGAUCAACAACUGGACAAUCGAAGAAGUCAUUCAAGUCACACAGGCUCAGGAGUAA
Vicia villosa (hairy vetch) is the source of this 1695-nucleotide messenger RNA. RefSeq lists its product as uncharacterized. Bases 1 to 1695 code for a protein of 564 amino acids. Gene Ontology annotation, biological process: proteolysis. The transcript is spliced from 4 exons. Gene Ontology annotation, molecular function: aspartic-type endopeptidase activity. Lineage: Eukaryota; Viridiplantae; Streptophyta; Magnoliopsida; Fabales; Fabaceae. The record is from RefSeq and is a predicted model, not a curated record.